Acanthoscelides obtectus is the source of this 202-nucleotide messenger RNA. The record is from the annotation of a GenBank genome assembly. Lineage: Eukaryota; Metazoa; Arthropoda; Insecta; Coleoptera; Chrysomelidae.
CACCCGGCGGUUCUCGUAGGCGGAGCCAGAAUGUGUGCAUGUUGCAUGCACACGUGUUCCCUCGCCAGAGUCCGUGUGGCGUCCCCCCUUUUCCCAUGUAUCCCCCUAUAGCCUCACGGUACCCAAUGGGUGCUUAGGCCUUAGGCCUUCGUGGUAGUUGGAGUAUAAAAAAAAAAAAAUCUAUAUAUAUAUAUAUAUAUAU